CGUGUGUCUCAUUCCUUCAACUGGUCUGAGCUUCUCCGAUGAUCGACAGCACGCGAACCGCCGUUGGUGUGCAUGAAAACAAAAUCCGAGCUCAUUUAAUUUUGCUUCAGAGAUGUCUUUUCUGCUGCCUAGAUUUUUUUAUCACUGUUUAAUGAAUGACCUUAUGAUACUGGUCGCUUUCGCAUUGCAAUGAGCUCAUAUGGCGGUGUCACUUUGCAGCAUGGGCAGUGCAAGGUCAGCACUGGGUGGAUUACGAGUGUCUGGGGAGAAAUGUCCAAGUUCCUUACCCGGAGACUUCGCAGAGCGACAAGAUAUUGCUCUGACGGUCUCCAGGUUGUAUUUUACGUGCUACUUUUCUUCCUCUGUGUUUUUCUUGUCAUGCUGCUGGUUGCAGCCAUUUCCUCCUUCUGUCCUCCUAUUCGCGCUUGUGAUUCAUACUUGCUUUUAUUCUAGUAUCUAUAGAUGACAGGUAAAUAAAUUUAAUGGUGACGAUAUACCUUG
Aspergillus novofumigatus IBT 16806 is the source of this 501-nucleotide messenger RNA. RefSeq lists its product as uncharacterized. The record is from RefSeq and is a predicted model, not a curated record. The transcript has a single exon. Lineage: Eukaryota; Fungi; Ascomycota; Eurotiomycetes; Eurotiales; Aspergillaceae. The coding region runs from base 200 to 466 and encodes 88 amino acids.